AUGGGUCUCAUGUAUUUAAAGUUCUCAAGGAGUGCCUCGAUGAUUCGUGCGCAGCCGCUCGAUGCGUGUAUCAUAAUUGGAGGUUGUGAUAAAACGGUCCCCGCGCAGUUGAUAGGCGGUAUCUCCGCAAACAAACCCGCCGUAUACCGCGCGGGAGACCUCGAUAUUGAAGAGAUCGCCGCGGUCAAUAAGGAACUGGCUCCAACGAUCGGUACUUGCGGCGUUAUGGGCACGGCCAGCACCAUGGCCUGCCUAACCGCGGCGCUGGGUAUAAUGCCUCUGCGCGGGGCGUCGGCGCCAACUAUCCUUUCGAAGGCCUCCUUCCUUAACGCUAUUAUACUUAAACCUAGCGGCGACAACUAUAUGACCGACUUCUAUAAUGCCGGCGGUAUACCUGCUUUGCUUUGCACGCUGCGCCCGCUACUCUACAUCUCCGCUAUAACUAUUCCUCACGCCGUCCUUAACAACGCCCUAUUCCGCCCCUUAUUUCUGUCGCAGGCUGUUAUAUGCCUACUCUCCGACCCGCUUUACCCUUCCGUCUCGCUCGUCGUGCUCUACAGGAAUAUUACGCUAAACGGCGCUGUUAUAAAAGCCUCCGCGUCUAAAGACUGCCGUUUACUUUCCUACCCCGGGCCCGCCGUCGUCUUGGACAACACAGCCAACCUAGCUAAGCGUAUCAAUAACCCCGCGCGACCCGUAACGCGCGACUCUGUCCUAGUAUUAAAAGAUAUCGGGCCCGUCGGGAACCCAGACAUGCCGGAGGUGGGGCUAUUAGAUAGGCGGAUGUCAGGGACGGCGGGGGGCACGAUCGUGCUGCAUAUCUCGCCAAAGUCGGGGCUACCCGAGUCGCCGUUUAGGGUUAGGAGGAAGCUCUCACUGGAGGUCUUGGAGGAGGAGCUAGCGGCGCGGAUUGAGGCGAGAAAGCGGGUGUUUGUAGAAGAGGUUGUUGUGCAGGAGAGACGGGCGAGACGGGGAUAUCGGGGGUUGUAUAUGCGGUUUGUGAAUCAGGCUCAUGUUAGGGUUGAUUUUGAUUUUCUUAUUGCAGAGUAG
Messenger RNA from Aspergillus alliaceus, 1050 nucleotides. RefSeq lists its product as uncharacterized. Gene Ontology annotation, molecular function: hydro-lyase activity. The transcript is spliced from 9 exons. The record is from RefSeq and is a predicted model, not a curated record. Lineage: Eukaryota; Fungi; Ascomycota; Eurotiomycetes; Eurotiales; Aspergillaceae. The coding region runs from base 1 to 1050 and encodes 349 amino acids.